This is a messenger RNA of Stomoxys calcitrans (stable fly), 2338 nucleotides long. Its product is annotated as tribbles. Gene Ontology annotation, molecular function: protein kinase activity; ATP binding; mitogen-activated protein kinase kinase binding. Bases 500 to 1861 code for a protein of 453 amino acids. The record is from RefSeq and is a predicted model, not a curated record. The transcript has 2 exons. Gene Ontology annotation, biological process: protein phosphorylation; regulation of MAP kinase activity; positive regulation of proteasomal ubiquitin-dependent protein catabolic process. Gene Ontology annotation, cellular component: nucleus. Lineage: Eukaryota; Metazoa; Arthropoda; Insecta; Diptera; Muscidae.
UUUGUCAUUCUACUUGAAAACGUCGAGAGAGACACAACAACGACGACUCAGCGCGAGCUACCCCCGAUACUCGCGAUAUCGAAUACUCAUACAUACGUUACCUACCGCUCAAUCGUCGUCGGGAAAAGAACGCAAAACAUUGUGAAAAUAAAAAAAACGCAUUUUUACCGUGCAUCAUCAAUUCGAUUUCGUAACAUUGUAAGAAUUUAAGAAAUUCUUACAUCAGCGCUAUUUCGUAGUGUUGUGAAUUAAAAAUUUGCUUAAUUUUCAUGUACGCAAUUGUUACAAAAUAAGUGCAGAACGAAGCAACGCUGUUGGUAAAACAUACGAAACACAUUUACUCUGAGAAAUUAUCUUGUCGGAAGACGACGCCAAAGAAUUUAGAAAUAAUAUUUUUAAACUCUCCAAAGUGAUUAUUAGUUAAAAACGUUUCUUCGCCUAAAUUGGACUGGUAUUGUGUUAAACACAGAGUUAGUUCGAAAUCGUAGAAUAAUACACGAUGGAAAGGAAUUCGUCUAGCAUAGCGGCCACGUCUAACGCUACUGCAGCUAUUAAAGCAGUAUACUCAACGUCACCACUUUCAAUUGUUUCGGAUAGUGCAUCAACAACCCCGCAUUCCAGUAGAGGAUUAGUAGGAGCCAGCAAUUAUCCAAGUACAGCAUCAUCUGUCCUGGCUACACCAAAGAAACAGUCCAUGGACGCAACAAUGUUACAGACAAUAAGAAAGAAACUUCUGACACCUGGAGGAGCAUUUGAGUUGCAGUCGUUACGUUUAGACUUUAAAAUGGAUUCGGCUGUAAAUGUGGUGAAUGACAAAUAUUUAAUAUGUGCCAAGCCCAAACACAUGCCUUCCGAUGGAUUUUCACGUCAUCUGGUUGAUAUGAAUAUGUCUAACCUUAAAUGCACCGACAUAUUCACUGGAGAACAAUUUACGUGCAAAGUUAUAAACGAGCCUCUGCAUAAAGUGCAACAGGCGUAUUUUAAGUUACAACAAGAGGUAGAUAAUCGCCGUAGUACCAUAUAUGGCCACCAACUUAUACGCGAUGUCAAAGACAUUGUUGCUUUAAAUAAGCAACGUACAUACAUCAUUCUUGCCCCCGUUCAAUCACAAUCUCCGUCGGAAGCUGCUGGUGCGAUAUAUGAAGACUUGCAUACAUACCUCCGUGAAAAGCAUCGUCUAUGUGAGACAGAAGCCCGUUCACUUUUUCACCAAAUCUGUGAAACAGUUCUUAUAUGCCACCGUAAUGGAAUUAUACUACGUGAUCUCAAGCUGCGCCGGUUUUUCUUCAUCGAUAAAGCACGCACAAAACUGCAAUAUGAAUCCUUAGAGGGUUCUAUGAUCCUCGAAAAUCCGCAUGACGAUACACUCAGCGAAAAGAUAGGAUGCCCUCUUUAUACUGCACCCGAAUUACUGUGCCCUGCGCCAAACUAUAGGGGUAAGCCGGCAGAUAUGUGGGCGUUAGGAGUCAUACUAUAUACAAUGCUUGUUGGGCACUAUCCGUUCUUUGUCAAGGGCAAUAGCAAUUUAAUUUCCAUUAUUCGGCAAUGUUUCGUUCAACUACCGGGUCAUCUUUCCAGAUCUGCCAGAUGGCUUCUAUUAGCUCUACUGCGCAAAAACAUAAGUGAUCGGGUACCGAUUGAGCAUAUAUUUCUAUCGCCCUGGUUGAAAGAACAAAGGGGCUUUCAUAUGUAUAUACCUAUCGAUGUUGAGAUUCCCGAUGAUGACAAUGGCGAAACCACAAGGAAGACAAUGGAGAAUUGCAUGGAUACUACGGAUGACCUUGAUGGAGUCGAACCCUUGGACUAUUCAUGCACCACACUUAGUGUAAAUUAUGGAUAUUCUUAUGCUGAAAUGGGUUGACACACAAAUGUAAUCUAAAAUAAACUAUCAAAGCUGGAAGCCGGUGCUCCUGGGAAUGCUGACUUUUAGAUGUGCUGGCGCACAUGCUUUGCUACAGUUCUUGUUUGUUUUCAGCACGCAACUACCGCGUAUCCUUUACUACCCAUUCAGACAUUAACUCAACAUCGGCUGGAAGAGGCUCGUCGUUGACCCACCUAUCAUAUCAAGAGAGUGUGAGACUGAGGUAUUGUAGAUAUACGACGUGCUUAAAGUACAAUGUAGUGAUCUACUUUCGCAGCGUUCAAACCGAAAUUAAAUUAAAACCAUAAAAUUGUUAUUAAAUGUUAUAUAGUUAAAUUCUCAACGUUGCCUUGAUUAUAUUGAAUAUAUUUAUAUAUGUACUUCCAUUAUAUCGCUUUAGUAAAAAACUACUUUUAUACGAGCUAAAACAAGAUUAAAAAUAAAGAAUAAUAUGAUCUCACUGUUGACAAUAAAUAA